Penicillium soppii is the source of this 1668-nucleotide messenger RNA. Its product is annotated as glycosyltransferase. Bases 1 to 1668 code for a protein of 555 amino acids. Gene Ontology annotation, molecular function: hexosyltransferase activity; UDP-glycosyltransferase activity. The transcript is spliced from 6 exons. The record is from RefSeq and is a predicted model, not a curated record. Gene Ontology annotation, biological process: carbohydrate metabolic process. NCBI's taxonomy places the organism in Eukaryota, Fungi, Ascomycota, Eurotiomycetes, Eurotiales, Aspergillaceae.
AUGUUCAAUAUAACGAACCACGUUGUCGAUUGUGGAGGAGCUAAGACCACUAUCACUGAUAAUGGACGGCUGAACAUUAAGGUUGAGAAGCCCGAAAUGAUGACUACUUCACCUCAUUGGCGGCGUCCAGCUUACAAGACACGCGAUACGAAAGCAAAGAUUCAAGAAUGUCACGCGACGCCUUCACUCAACAUAGUGAUCCAAGUUGUAGGGUCUCGUGGAGACAUACAGCCUUUUGUUGCCCUUGGACUCGCUCUUGCCCGAGCAGGACAUCGCAUUCGCAUCGCGACCCAUGGCACUUUUAAAGAAUUUGUCGAGACUCACGGUUUAGAAUUUUUCAAUAUUGGAGGCGAUCCAAAAAGGCUCAUGGCAUAUAUGAUGCAAAACUCUGGGACUCAAGCCUCUGGACAGAUCUUCUGGACCAACUAUCUUAUCUCAACUCCGUAUACCGUACACCUACUGCUGUCAUCUGCAUACACUCCUCCUCCUGAAUUGGAGGAAUUUCUCAAUGGGCCGUCUCCGAUAUACAUCGGAUUUGGCUCCAUAAUUGUUGAUGACCCCAAGAAACUUACUUUAUUGUUGUUGGAAGCAAUAGAACUGGCUGGGGUACGAGCCAUUAUCUCACAAGGAUGGGGUGAAUUGGGCAGUGAAGACUUGGUGAUUCCUCCCAACGUUCAUUUCAUAGGAAGUUGUCCACAUGACUGGAUUUUUGAAAAGGUUUCUUGCGUGGUACACCACGGUGGCGCCGGUACAACGGCUGCAGCUAUGGCUUGUGGAAAGCCUUCAAUUGUCGUCCCCUUCUUUGGCGAUCAGCCAUUCUGGGGGAGCAUGAUCGCGAAAAUAGGGGCAGGCCCUAAGCCUAUUCCGUUUAAAAAGCUAACUGCACCUGAUCUCGCUGCGGCUAUCAGCGCCGCCCUUGAGCCAGAGAUCAAGCAGAGGGCAAUGGAACUCGGGGAACAAAUUCGUAAUGAGAGCGGCGUCGAUGCUGGAGUCACCUCGUUCCACCAUCACCUUGAGCAUUCUAACCUGAGUUGUGGAAUCGUAAGCUCGCUCCCAGCGGCUUGGAAAAUUCGAGGAACAGACAUCCAGCUUGGCUCUACUGGUGUGGCGCUUCUAGUUAACAGAGGUUUGCUCAGUACUGACAAAAUUGAGCUACUUCGACCGCAAAAAUAUGAUUUGAACAUCGGGCCUCGAGAUCCAUUCUCGGGAAUGGCUUUUGCUUUUAUUGAUUCAGCAGCAGAGAUCAGCGGAGGCCUCGGCCACUUUGGUGCGUCAACUCAAGAGCUCUUCCGAUCAAUUUUUGAGAAGGGGUCUGUACACUCGGGCAAGCGAUCCGCAUUUGCCUCAAGCAUGGAGGGAAUCGGAAAAGCCUCCAUCAAUGUCGUUCGAGCUCCUAUUGAUAUUUCCUUCGCGUUUACUCAAGGUUUGCACAAUGCGCCGAAACUCUGGGGUGACCACCAUGUAGAGUUGCCCGAGACUGUCGAGGGCAUACCAACCGGGCUCACAGCAGCAAGCAAGGAACUUGUCUUUGGUGUCUACAAUGGAUUUCACAGCCUAAUAAUGUUUCCUGGACAAUUUGCCGCUCACCGGGGCAAAAGAUUUGACAUUCUCCCGGGGUUAGGAUUCGGAACAGCUUCUUGCAUCACGAAAAGUUUAUCCGGUAAGUGA